AUGAUUAAUAGUGAGACACCUGCAGCAGGAAAGAGUGUCGCCGGAUCAGCCAAACCAGGUCUUGGUUCUCGUGCCACGUCUAGAGUAACAUUUCGUGAUGGAGAUGGUAACCAACACACACGUGCAUCCAGUCAUCCAACUGAAGGUGGUGAACAUAGUGCUAAUAGUGCGGUGCCAUCGUUACAUUCCCAACGUGCCCAACAACAAAGUCCUGAGUUGAAGAAGAAAGAUGAGAUUAAUCCAUUUAAAUUCUCACCUGACGUCGAUUUCUGUGCGUUGAGUCAACUUGAUAAGCGUGAAAAAGCUCGAGAACGUGAACGUAUGCAACAUUUGAAAGUCCAUGAAAAAUUAUCGAAAUCUCAACAAUUGAUGAAGGGCAGACGAUUUCGUGUAUUGAAAGAAAUUGAUAAAGAAAUCGAAGAAGAACGACUUGAAAAUAAAGAAACGCGUGUUCCAUCAACACGUGAUAAUAAAUCAUGGUUGGUCGCCAUUACUCGUAAUCGGCGAGUAGAAAACGAAAGUCUGCAAGAUUUCAUUGGCAAAAAACGUAGUAUGUUUGUUUUGCAAUAUGAACUGACUGUGAAACGCACAGAAAUGCGUAAACUGGAAGAAAUUACUGCUGCAGAAGAACAACGUAUUGAAAAGGCUGAAAAAGAUCUCGAAGAAGAUGCUCAAAUGUUCGAUCAAUUUCUCGUGGCAAAUAAUAAGAAUGCUAACGAUGCUGCUCGUUUGGCUGAUGAAGAAGCAAAAAAGAAGAUCGAUAAAGUCGAAGAAAUUAAGCGUCUACAUACUCAAAUCAACGCAUUGAAGAGCGAACUCGCACGCCGAGAAGAGGAAUUAAAAGACUUGAAAGAGUACAAGAAAUUUCUCGAUCAAGUAACACCAUCGGAAUGGAAAGAAGAACGUCGACAGAAAUUGCGACAGGAGCGUGCUGCAAAUCAAAAAGUCGAAACGCGUUCGACUGUUUCCGAUGACAAUUCGAGCAAAUCCGGCAGUCGACCACAUAGUCGCGUAACUGAAUCUCGAGCUGUUAAACGCGGUGCAGGUGCAGCAGCACAUAAAACGUCCGCUAUUCAACGGCGAACAUCGAAUACGACACACGAUACUGACUCAUCAGUAGCCAAGUCAACCAAUGAAGUCGAAGGCAAUGAAUUAGACAACGAUUUCGAACUAUUCUUCACCGAUCCUCAACAGUUAUUGGAUAUCUUCACUGAGUUAGAAGAGCAAAAUUUAUCUCUGAUUCAAAACAGUCAAGACCAUGAAGAGCAAUUGGAGGAAAUCACGCGGGACCUUAAAAAAACUAUGGAAAACAAAAAUGCGGAAACAGAAGAGUUACAGCGGCAAGUGACUGAACUGGAACACGCGAUUGCAUCAGAAGAAUAUAAAGAAAAAGAAUUAAUGGCGAAAGUUGGAGCUCACUCGCUGGUGAAUACUGAGAGCAAACAAGAAGAGUAUCUGAGUCAAUUAUCGACUGUUAUCGGUGAUGUUUAUAAGAAGAUUUUCAAUGAAAAUCCUGUCACAAGUGAUCCUUUGAAAAAUUUAGCAUCGAUAGAAAAUCGUCUUGAAGAAUUAUUUCAAGAAAUCGAUCUUCUCAAUCCUGAUCGUUUGCAAGAAGCUGAGAAAGCGAAAGAGAAAGAACGUCGUAUACGUUUACGCGAACAGAAGAAACUCGAAGAAGAACGAAUUAACGAAGAGAAGAAACGUAAAGCUGCUCUUCGAGCAAAGGAACCACCAAAGAAACAUCUCGGUCGGCCAAUAGCCGAACGAUCACGACCGCCCGACAUGAAAAAAAUCGAUCAAGAUACAAUCAACAAAACAAACGAAGAAGAAGAGGAACUUGCUUAUUAUUUUACCUGA
Messenger RNA from Adineta ricciae, 1857 nucleotides. The record is from the annotation of a GenBank genome assembly. NCBI's taxonomy places the organism in Eukaryota, Metazoa, Rotifera, Eurotatoria, Adinetida, Adinetidae.